This is a messenger RNA of Brachypodium distachyon (stiff brome), 726 nucleotides long. RefSeq lists its product as uncharacterized. Lineage: Eukaryota; Viridiplantae; Streptophyta; Magnoliopsida; Poales; Poaceae. The coding region runs from base 1 to 726 and encodes 241 amino acids. The record is from RefSeq and is a predicted model, not a curated record. The transcript has a single exon.
AUGGCCGUGAGGUCACCUCCUUCUUCAAUGGAGUAUCUCGACUGGUCUGAAGUGGAGGUCACAUUCUCUAGAGAAGAUCACCCACCCUGCAUCCCGCAACCUGGGAACACAGCACUGGUGGUCGACACACAGAUCAGGGGUUUCAUGUUGAACAAAGUAUUCAUCGAUAGUGGAAGUGGGCUAAAUAUUAUCUACGCCGACACCCUACGGAAGAUGAAUCGUUCAACAACAAAGCUAGCCCCCACGAAGACAACCUUCCACGGGAUCAUCCCAGGAAAAGCAGCCACUCCACUAAGCAAAGUUAACCUAGACGUGGUGUUCCGCACGCCCGAUAACUUCAGACGCGAAAGAAUCGACUUCGAAGUGGUCAACUGGCCCUCCCAGUACCACAUGGUCUUGAGUCGUGUCGCGCUAGCACGCUUCAUGGCAGUCCCGCAUUACGCUUACCUUAAGCUUAAAAUGCCUGGACCCAACGGCGUGAUAACUAUCUCUGGAAGUUUCCUGCGGUCUGACCACUGCGACCAUGAAUUCCAUAAAAUUUCUGAGUCACUCGCCGCGCAAAACCAGGCUAGCCAGGCCUACCUCUUAACGGACGACGACCAAAAUUCUGUCCUUAAGAAAAGAGCCAUUGAGGCCACAAGCGGCACAGACUCGAAGGCAGAGGAAGCGCAGGCCCCUUCAUCAAAGGAGUCCAACGCUGACUCGGCCAGCAGCCCUACCAAGUAA